AUGGCCAUCUACAGUGCCGUCCCACCUCCCGACCAGCAGCUCUCGUCGCCGAUUGCUGCGUCGGCUCUCCCGGUCCAGUCGCCUCCCACGCCCGUGAGAAAGUCGGCCAUCGACAUUGAUGCCUGGACCAUCUCGGCCCUUCAAUCUCUCAGCGUGUCCCCCGUCGCUCGCGGCACCGGCAGCCCGCUCUCCAUUCCCAUCGACCAAGCCCCCAAGGUUAAGAGCGAUCGCAAAGUUGUCAUUGAUCAGGAGGGUAUUGAGCCGACUGAGACUCCCAGGCGGCCGCCGUCUAGGAGGGACAGCCAGCGCAGGCGUGAUUUGAUCCUCAAGGGCAAGGAGGGGAGUCGCCAGCGCCGACGAUGGGAGAAUGACCGCUUGAUGCACGUCCCGAACGUCCAGCCCCCCCUGCCCUCCGACUACGAGGUCCAUCCUACACACCCCAUCCACCGUGUACCCUACCAGCUCGCUCAGUUCUGGGACCACGGCAUCCGCCAGCGCGUCGAGGACAAGACUAUCCGUCUCCAAGUCACGCGCAAGAAGCAGCAACUCAAGACUGGUAGUGCUACGGGACUCGGUGUUGGUGAGGUGCCUCGUGAUUUGCGCGAGGCAACCAAGCGGAGUCCCGUUGUGCGAACCUGGGUCCGCGCAUUGGAGGAGCCUGUGAGGCAGUAUAUCUGCGCCCAGCAGGUUGAGGAUGUGGAUAUUGACAGUGCUGCCGAGGAGAUGGACUCGGAGGAUGAGGAGAUCGUGUUUGUGGGCAGGAACGGUGCCAUGAGGGAGUUGAGGGAGAAGAAGGCCACAUGGAAACAUGCCCAUCGAGAGGUCUCGCAGGAGACAGUCGAUUCAGGAAUGGUGUUUGACUCGUUUGGCACCGACGAGAGCGCCGCCUUCAAGCGCUGGCUCACACACUCCAUCUCCGACUACUAUGGCCUGGCAUCACGAUCCGUCACACUGACGAAUCCCUCGCGCCGCGUCGUCUAUGUCGGCCUCAAGUCAACGCAUGGCACACUUCCAACGCGGACGCUACCUCGCCCCAUGUGGGAGGUGUGUUAA
Molecule: messenger RNA, 1053 nt
Organism: Fusarium keratoplasticum
Lineage: Eukaryota; Fungi; Ascomycota; Sordariomycetes; Hypocreales; Nectriaceae
Product: R3H-assoc domain-containing protein
Exons: 3
Coding region: 1-1053 (350 amino acids)
Molecular function (GO): nucleic acid binding
Source: RefSeq, a predicted model, not a curated record